AGUGUUUUCCAACAUUGACGGAAAACCCAACCCCGGAGACGCGUGUUUGUGCUACUUCUCACUCCCGUGUCCUCCUGAAAUAUGCAUGACUUUUAACUAGACAGUGAAAUCACUGAGUCUCGGCAGGCCAUCGGGGGUAAUGUAAUGAGAUAUACCUCGGCGAACUUGAUAGUGCUGGUCAAGCUCAGCAGGGUCACCUACAGGCCUCAGGUUUAAACCAUGUUCAGCACUUCAUACCUCUUGCGGUAUCUUUAGAUUAUUAAAUGUUACAUAGCUGUUAAAUCGCUCUAAUAUGGGGCCAAAAGCUGUUUUGUGCAAUGAAGAAUUAAAGCACACCCUUUGACUCAGAUGGAGUCUGCCUUGUUUCAAAGAACCCUGGUGUUGCUCCCAAGUAAGGGGUGGUGACAUGUCCUUUAUUUACUAGAAGCGGAACAAACCUGUUUUUCAAGUCACUGUUGAUCUAUAACCCUGGUUGCUCAUAAACAGUGUUUAGAUUACUCUGUGGACAGAGAGGAGCACUUCUUCUUUCUGCCUCAAAAGAACCACAGCUUUAAAAAAGCAGCCCCGCUGCCAACAGGAUCCUGCCAUGGCGCUGCGCCCACGUGCUUCCUCUCAGCCUGGAAAACUUUCCUUCUUCCAGAGUCCCAAGUUAGCGUCAGCCCUGCGACCUCGGGCCGUUUCCUCGCGGUCAGGCUCCAUGCUGGAAGAAGAGCUGUCCUGUCCAGUGUGCUGUGAGAUCUUCAAGGACCCCGUGGUGCUCAAGUGCAGCCACAGCUUCUGCCGAGCCUGUCUGCAGCAGUUCUGGAACAAGAAGAAGGCCAGGCGUGAGUGUCCUGUCUGUAGGAGGAAGUGCUCCCUGACCGAGCCAACAGUCAGCUUGGCGCUGAAGAAUGUGGCCGACACCUUUCAGAGUGAGCAGGAGCGCAAGACGGGGGCAGCUGGAACAGGGUCGAGGGACGAUGGGACGGGAGAGCAAGCAGGGAUGUUGGAGGAGAAGUGCAUCACGCAUGGGGAAGUUCUCAAGCUCUUCUGUCUGGAUGACUUUGAAGUCCUCUGCUGUGUGUGUCACACCUCCAAGAAGCACCAGGGACACCAAGUGUGUCCAAUGGAGGAGGGAGCUCAGGACCUGAGGGAGGAGUUGAAAACAGACCUGAUUCCCCUGAAGAAAAACCUGCGUCGCCUCUAUGAAGCCAAGCAGGAGUGUGAUGACACAACUGUGCACAUCAAGAACCAGACUCAGGCCACAGAAAAGCAGAUCAAAGAGGAUUUUCAGCAGCUGCGCGAGUUUCUACAGAGGGAAGAGACGGCUCGACUGGCUGCCCUGCGGCAAGAGGAGGAGCAGAGGAAAGAGCUGGUGAAGAAGAAGUCAGACAGCAUCACCAGUGGUAUCCUCACCUUCUCUCACGCCAUCAUUGCCAUUGAGAAUGAGAUUGCAUCCUGUGAUGCUCUCUUCCUUCAGAAUUAUGCCAACACAAAGAAAAGAGCACAGAUACCACCAAUGGAUCCAGAAAAAGUGUCAGGUGCUCUCAUAAAUGUGGCCAAGCAUGUCAGUUCCCUCAAGUUCCAUGUGUGGGAGAAGAUGUUGGAGCUGGUUCAAUACACACCCAUCACCCUGGACCCCAACACUGCCUACUCCUGGUUGUCCCUCUCCACGGACCUGACCAGUGUCGCCAACAGUGGAUCCCUCUUGCAACUCCCGGCCAAUCCUGAACGUUUCGGCCACUUUGUAUUCGUGCUGGGUUCAGAGGGUUUCACUUCAGGACGCCACGCCUGGGAGGUGGAUGUCGGUGACAAGACGGACUGGAUGCUCGGGGUGGUCAAGGCAUCCAUUGACAGGAAAGGCCGCAUAUCAGGCUGUCCCGAGGGUGGCUUUUGGAUGAUCUCGCACUACGAGGGAGAGUACUCGGCCAUGACGAGGCCCAGCACCCCGCUGCACCUGAUGGGCGAGCUGACCCGAGUCAGGGUGCAGCUGGACUACGACUCCGGAGAGGUGACCUUCUCCAACCCUAUCAGCAUGACGCCCAUCUACACCUUCACCGACUUCUUCACUGAAAAGAUGUACCCCUUCUUUUGCCCUGGGGCCAACAUCAACGGGAAUAACCCCAAACCACUAAAGAUCUGCCCCGCCAAGGUGGCCGUGUGGAACAGUGCGACAUGGUGACCCGAUUACCUGAUGUGAUUCAAUAUGC
Molecule: messenger RNA, 2189 nt
Organism: Larimichthys crocea (large yellow croaker)
Lineage: Eukaryota; Metazoa; Chordata; Actinopteri; Sciaenidae
Product: E3 ubiquitin-protein ligase TRIM39-like
Exons: 6
Coding region: 587-2161 (524 amino acids)
Biological process (GO): protein ubiquitination
Molecular function (GO): protein binding; ubiquitin-protein transferase activity; zinc ion binding
Source: RefSeq, a predicted model, not a curated record